Salvia miltiorrhiza (redroot sage) is the source of this 2463-nucleotide messenger RNA. RefSeq lists its product as uncharacterized. The coding region runs from base 55 to 2463 and encodes 802 amino acids. The transcript has 5 exons. The record is from RefSeq and is a predicted model, not a curated record. NCBI's taxonomy places the organism in Eukaryota, Viridiplantae, Streptophyta, Magnoliopsida, Lamiales, Lamiaceae.
CUUUUUUUUACCCACCGAGAGAGUUCAAAAUAUUGAAGCACGUCGUACUCAUCAAUGGCAUCUUCUUCACAGGCGAAUGUCCCAUAUCUUCGUCGCGACACUAUAGACCAGACGGAGGUUGCUAUCAGCACCUACUAUAGGGAUUCACAUUUUCCGGAGCUGGUUGAAACUUUAAAUGUGGUCGGCGAACAGUGCAAUUCAGAUUUAUUGGGAAGAUUUAGAGCAUCAUGUUUUGGGCAUUUCACUGAUUGGAGGCCCGGCGCGAAGAGCAAUAAAGCAUUACACCAGAUUGUAUCGAGGCAGAUUGUGUCAGAAGAAAAUGAGAUGUGCUUCUUUCUGUGCGGAGCACGAGUCAGAUUUUCCCCUGCGGACUACGCAUUAGUGACUGGGCUCAAUUUCGGGGGAUCGAGGUUCGAUGCGACAUUACAGCACGACUGCAGUCGCGUGGAGGCAUACCGACGAUUCUGCGGUACGCGAAGCAUGACCAUACAGUCGCUCAUCAAACGCGUGUGCGAUUUGGAUAGUCGAGUGGAUGAUGAGGAUGGGAGCCUGUACCUUCGUGCUGUCCUCGUGUGUGUGGCUCACACCCUUGUUCUUGGGUUGGAUGCGCGGGUACAGCCGUGGCUUUGGGUGUUGGUGGAUGAUCUGGCUGCAUUUGAUAGAUUCCCCUGGGGCGCGUAUUCGUAUAAGAUGUUAUGCCAUUAUACGAGAGAGACAGGAAAGGGCGAGAAGUAUCACUUCUACGGUCCUUCGUGGGCUUUAUAUGUCUGGGCAUUGGAGCGCGUCCCGGGCUUCGGACACAUGGUCGCAGCAUCUAGCGGUGAUCCGACAGCGCACCCUCGGUGUUUGAGAUGGACUUUCAGGGGUAAGCCGAAGCUUCACGGUCUGCGCGAUCUAUUCGAGGGACAGGGUGGUGUCAUGCCCCUGGACCCCGAUGCUGACGAUCUGUCGAGUCACUACUUCAUAUCAGCGCUGACACCGGGCGAACUCUCGGUGAGCUUCAGGCCCCCCGACAACCCAUUAGCUCGGGGUGUCCAAUUUCCACAGGGCACCGGAGCCCGUGUUGUGGAGGAGCGCGGGGACGAGGAGGAUGUACCUAGACAGCCUCGUACGACUCGCAGUCACAGUGUCCGGGGCCCUGUGAGGGAUGCUCGACAGCACGAGCCGGCUCGUCAUUCAGUAGAUCCGGGCAAGCGCCCUGUGAGGGAUGCUCGACCCCACGAGCCGGCUCGUCAUUCAGUAGAUCCGGGCAAGCGCCCAGCUCCGCAUACUUCUUCAUCGUCGAGCGGAUCUCGGACUGUAUCCAGUCCCAGCGAGGGUGAGGUGGAUCGUAAGUGGGUGAAGAAGACGAUCCGUCAGGAGAUUAAGAAGGCCUUCGGCAAAUUCGUGGAGAAAUUGAAGAGCAAGGGCAAAAAGGAUAGGUGCAAGAAGAGCAAACAUUUCCGAGUGCCCGACUCCCCUGAUGAUGAUGACCAGCGACGGUCCCCUGAUGAUUACCAGCCACGGUCUCCUCCACAGCGACGGUCUCCUCCACCCAGUGCUUCAGGGCCCGACGCUUCAGAGCCGGCUCGUCAUUCACGUUCCUGCGACGACGACCCCCACGGUGAGGAACCACGCCAUCCAGAGACCCAGGAUUACAACGAGCAGUGGCGGGCCAUGAAUCAGUCUGUUCAGGGCGACUACACACCGGCGGAGCAGACUUUUGACUGGUCGACCCAGGUCUACCCUCAUUGGUCUUCCCCAUUCUUGAAGCCGCAGUAUAGAACAGAGACCCCGAUAUUCUUUGCUGAACCGCUCACUUCUAUUGCACCACAUGAGUGGGGACAGUCCAGUUCGGCAGGACAGGCUCAGACAGAGGAGCCUGAGCCACAGGCAGAGCAGCCACAGGUACUGCUGCUGCAGCACCUAGAGCAGCCGCCGGCAGAGCAGCCGCCAGCAGAGCAGCCGCCAGCAGAGCAGCCGCCGGCAGAGCAGCCGCCAGCAGAGCCCCCGCGUCGCAGUCAGAGGGUGAGGCGUCCGUCUAACUAUCAGCGAUCGCCUUGGGUUAUGCCACGUCCAGUGACACAAGUCUGCAGUGACCAUUAUGAGAAGUGGAUGGCUAGGUGUCGAGAGGGUAGGGGUCGUGAGAUUUAUGUCAAGGCAAGUGGUGGUUUGCGGGAGUACGACGACUUCGCGCGGGUGGAUAAUGUCAGCCAGGAAUUCACAAUUGGGGAUAUUGACUUGUAUUUCUUAAGCUUGAGAAAUAGACUUCGAGCUUCAGCAGAUUUACUGGAUGACAUAUACCUCCAGGGCGAGUGGGACGCUCUAUUGGAGAAGUGGGCAAGAAGUGAGUUUACUCCAGAGGAGUAUCAUAUAUUGACGCAUGGAGCAGUAGCUGAUGGUUGGCAGCCCCGGAUAGACUGGCUCUGCCAAAUACGUGGAAAAGCCGUUAAGGGCCAUGAACUUCCUCCUGGUCAUAUAUGA